AUGACACAAGAGUUCACUGCUAGCAUCCAAGAAUUAUCAGAGACCACAAGGGAGCUUACAGAGCUGGUAAUCUCAGACUCAGAUUUAUCGCCUCAAGAUGCAGAUGCUCUGGUCAAAAAGGCUGAUGACAAUCAUCAUGUCCAAGCAAAGAAGUCUUCAAUAAAGCCAGAACCUUCAAUCAAGGUCGAAGGGCCUGACCCUGAUUUGGCAGCCUGUUCCCGAGAACAAAAGACGGCUGCUAGAGAUAUUAGUCCAGGACCAUCUUCCGAGGAUAUUAAAAUGCCCUCGGCCGCCAAAUCUGAUUCAACCGAAUCGACCGUCAAAUUUAGCGACUCAAGCUCGGAGCACAAUAUCAUAUCCAACACUCCGAAGAAGACCCUCAAAAGGAAACGUACCCCGAGUUCCGUCAAGCCAUUGGAUACACCACAGAAUCAAAACCAGCUUUGCCUUUCGUGCUCUCAAGAUUGGGGAAAGCCACUGCAGCCAGGCGAGAGGUUACUGGAUUGCCUAGCUACCUCUGAGAAUGGCUUCUGUUGUGAUAAGUGUGCUCGUGGGGAUUCCACAAGUGAACUACUCCCAUCCCAUCUUGUGGGAGAUUUGGUGCAACUAAAGCGUGAGAUGAACAAUGCCUUGGAUGCAGGAGAUGCUACGGAAGAAAGUUCCCAUUUUCUCGUUGGAUAUCAAGGUGUGUCCUCUGAAGUCCGUCGUCUAUCCAAUGGGACUAGGGCAUUAAGCCUCAAACAAAAUAUGGACAAGUCACAAACCAAAGUGUCGUCAAGCUGUGGAGACCCAGGGAAGAACGCAGACAAGAUCAGGUUAAAAAGUCAAGAAUACUACCGGAAGAACACAGACAGGAUCAGGUUGAAAUUUCAAGAAUAUCAGCGGAAGAACGCAGACAAGGCAAGGUUGAGACAGCAAGAAUACCGGCGGAAGAACGCAGACAGCAUCAGGUUGAAAGAUCAAGCAUACCGGCAGAAGAACGCAGACAGCAUCAGGUUGAAAGAUCAAGCAUACCGGCAGAAGAACGCAGACAAAAUCAGGUUGAAAAGUCAAGCAUACUACCGGAAGAACCCAGACAAGGCAAGGUUGAGACAGCAAGAAAACCGGCGGAAGAAAGCAGGCAUCGUCACACAAGGAGGAACAGAGCCGUGUAAUGAGAAGAACCAAAUCGCAUCAAGGCAGACCCAAGAGGAGGAGCCGAAUUCAAUAUAUUAUCUCAAGCCAAAGGACGAAUUACCAGAGAAUAUGCUCAAAUCAGAGGACAAAUUCAAGGUAGAGAACAAUUCGAAGCCUAAGGAUGAGCUCAAGCCAAAGGCCCAGUUGAAGCCAGCAGAGGAAUUCGAGCCAAAGGAUGAGCUCAAGUCGGAAGAGAAAUUGCCAGAGAGUGGGCUCAAGCUGGAGGGCAUCUUCAAGAUAGAAGACGAGUUUAAGCUAAAAGAAUGA
Molecule: messenger RNA, 1443 nt
Organism: Penicillium paradoxum
Lineage: Eukaryota; Fungi; Ascomycota; Eurotiomycetes; Eurotiales; Aspergillaceae
Exons: 3
Coding region: 1-1443 (480 amino acids)
Source: RefSeq, a predicted model, not a curated record